UGCGGAGCACAUUCCUUCCCGGAGGAUCCCAGUUCUCAGAAGAUUCGGCCUCCCACGGGCAGCAGCCAUCCCGCACCGGUGUAAGCGCCGCCGCCGGCAGAAACGCCCCCGAUCUCGACGAGAGCGCGAUGGCGCUGACCAACUUCAUCGUGACGGUGGCGGUGGUGGGCGCGGGGGUGCUCCUCUUCACCACCGACAUCCGCAGGUCCGGCGCCCUCUUCCGCCGCAACGCGCGCCAGCUCCGCCAGUGGCUCGAGGAGGACACCGCCUCCGCCGCGUCCAAGUCUGCAAAAGAAGGAGCUCCAAAGAAACUUGACUCGACGAUCCCCAAGGAGAAGCCAAAGGAAGACAAUCACUGAUUGGAGUUGUUUAUGUUAAUGGUAUAACCUUUCUUAAAAAGUCCAAGGCUCUUUUACAAGUACUGUGAUAGAAACUUGUAGUGCCUAAGUAGAUGCACGGUGAAAUUAUGUUUCCAUUUGAACAGCAGUAUAUUAGGUCUCUGUGGAGCAGCGAAACGAUGUUCUUGAGUUCUGCUUGUAAGGAUAUAAAGCUCUCUUAGCUAAUACUACAUGCGUGCUGGUAAUUUUGGUGUUUUGAUGCCUUAUCCAGUAAAACAGACAUAAUUGUUUCCACA
This is a messenger RNA of Setaria italica (foxtail millet), 634 nucleotides long. RefSeq lists its product as uncharacterized. The record is from RefSeq and is a predicted model, not a curated record. The coding region runs from base 129 to 359 and encodes 76 amino acids. NCBI's taxonomy places the organism in Eukaryota, Viridiplantae, Streptophyta, Magnoliopsida, Poales, Poaceae. The transcript has 2 exons.